Molecule: messenger RNA, 2314 nt
Organism: Cornus florida
Lineage: Eukaryota; Viridiplantae; Streptophyta; Magnoliopsida; Cornales; Cornaceae
Product: major allergen Pru ar 1-like
Exons: 2
Coding region: 1619-2104 (161 amino acids)
Biological process (GO): abscisic acid-activated signaling pathway; defense response
Cellular component (GO): nucleus; cytoplasm
Molecular function (GO): abscisic acid binding; protein phosphatase inhibitor activity; signaling receptor activity
Source: RefSeq, a predicted model, not a curated record
CUCAAGCUGAAGUGACUAUUUGAUGAUUGUAAUGUUUUUAAAAGAUGAUGAUUGUAGAAAGACAUGAAUGCAGUGUGUGGAUGGUUUAAUUUGCGGUCUUACAUUGGAAUCUUAUUUAUUUAUUAGAGAGAAGCGGAAAACAAAAUGUCUUUUAAGUACAAAGAUUCAUGCUCUAGCAUAUAUAUAUGAUCUGUAAAUAGCAUACAGAUGUGAACUUAAAAUAUCCUUGCUUCCUGGAUUGAAAGUCGUUUUGUUUUGGGCUGCUUCUUAUGGGUUUUCUUUUGCUAGGUCCAUCCUUUUUUUUUUUUUUUUUUUUUUUUUUUUUUUUUAAGGCUCUUUAAGAGCAUCUUAUUUGGGAAUGUAUUUCAAUCAUUUAAAAGUAUUUUUAUUUGAAAAAAUUAUGUUUAGAUAUAGCUUAAUAAUUAUUAAAAACACUUUUAAUACUAUAUCAAAUUUAGUUCAGUAAGGAUUUAGUGGUUGGGAAUCCAACUUCCUUGAAGCCCUAAGAAAUUUAUCCCAUCGUCGACAAAAAAGAAAAAAAAAGUCCGGAAGUUAAUUUUUUAAAUUUGUGUUCUAAGUAGAGAUUCUAUAUACCUUUUUAAAAAAAAAAAAAACAAUUUCACCUAUUCUUUUAUAAAGGUCUUAUUAUUAAAUAUAAUAAUAUUAAAGAACAAUCUUGUAAAAUGAGUAACAAAAAUGCUUUAAGAAAUAUUAUUUCUAAACAUAUUGAAUGAUAUUUUACUUAUAAAAUAUAUUUUAUAUAAUGUAUUACCAAACAUCUAAUAAAUUAUUAUUUUUAACUAAUAACAGUUUUUUAGAUACCUCUACUGAUAAAAGCUCUUGUUUUAUUUUAACGAACUACGCUGCCACUAAUCACCUAAUACAUAUAUUGAUUUCUCAUUGUCAAACUAUAUAUAUAUAUCUAUAUACACAUUGAUUUGGUGUCUCAGAGAGAAAAAGGAAAAAGUUGUCAAGGCAAAAUUUUUAUCAAGACAAAAUAUCCAACUUUGAGCAACUCCAGUAGAAUAUUUUUUCUAUGAUUUUCCUUUCUUUCUUGCACUCUACUGAGAUGUGUGUAUGUUUCAUUGCGUUAUAAAAAACUUUCUUCUGCAUUAGACUGUGGAAUGGGGCUCAUUUUUGUUCCAAGUUUGUUAUGUUGUACCAUAAUUCCAAAAUACAUAUUUACUGAACUUCAUUUUGACAUUUUUUUUUUGGGUACAGUUUUACACUUAAGUACUUGAAAGUGAUUUUCUUUUGAGAACCAAGACUAUGUUUAUCCUGGCAUCAUUUUCCUCACGCUCAGUGUGCGCAUAUACACACACAAAGACGCACAAACGCAUAUAGUAAUCCAUUAUGUAUAUUUGGAAAAAAGAUGCCCCUCUUGUAAUGUACUGAUGGCAUGGAAACAGGACAAGGAGAAGAAUUGAUGAUGUAGAGGCUAUUUUCCUUGGUAAUUCCUCAUGUUAUGAACCAAUUGAAACGAAUUCAAGAAACAAAGGAUGCCCCGGCUUCUACCUAUAAAUACCAUCCUCUCACCAACUCCUCCUAUCCAAACAGAACUCUCUAACCAACACGAGCCUUUCUUACCCCUAAUUAUCUCCAAAACUCUAGCCAAAUUAUGGGUGUCACCACAUUCACUGACAAAUAUACUAGUACAAUUCCUCCCGCAAGGUUAUUCAAGGCAUCAAUCCUUGAUUCUCACAACUUGAUCCCAAAAAUCAUGCCACAGGCUAUUAAAAGCAUUGAGAUCAGUCAAGGAAAUGGAGGGGCUGGCAGCAUCAAACAGAUCAACUUUGCCCAAGGUAGCACUAUGAAUUAUUUGAAGUAUCGAAUUGAUGAGCUCAACGAAGAGACUCUCACUUAUAAUUAUACUUUGAUUGAGGGAGAUGCCUCGAUGGACAAGCAGAUUGAAUCAAUUUCUUAUGAGGUUAAGCUUGAGCCAUGUCUUAAUGGUGGAACUAUCUCUAAGAUGACGAGCAAAUAUUACACCAAGGGUGAUGUUGAGCUCUCAGAAGAGUCCAUCAAGGCCGGCAAGGAAAAGGCCAUGGGAAUGUACAAGGUUGUCGAAUCCUACCUCCUCGAAAACCCCAACGCCUAUGCAUAAUGUUCUUAUUCUAUGGUCUCUAGCUUAAGUGUUCGGUGCACUAAUGCUGCUUUUUGCUUUUGUCCGGCUAAUUGGCAAUAAUUGCCUUUGUUACAAUAAGAAUUCCACCCCUGCUUAUGAACAUGGGGGAAUUAUGUUUUCCUUUCCACAUGAGAAUAUCAUAUCUCCCUUUGUUUUGAGGGGAAAAAAUAAAAAGAAAUAAAUAAAUGA